AGGAUUACUAUAAAUUUCCUACUUGUGAAUUUGGCAGUGGGGGACAUUACCUACGCGAUUUUUAACAUACCACUGUUAGUUAUCAGCCACAUCAACGGACAUCCGGAAGGAGUGGCGGGGGGAGAUUUUAUGUUCUUUAGAAAUGGAGGCCCGGCACGGGGUGGAGAAGGUGCUUCGGUCUUCACCCUUGUUGCCAUCGCAACGGAACGUUACUAUGCCGUCAUAUAUCCACUUGGUAACAAAGGAAAGCUGAAAACACGCAAGCUUAAGGUAACCUUUACUGGAAGCACUGAAAUGUUGACCCCAAUCCAAUAUUUUCCAAUUAUCGCACAUUUUUUAAAUCCCCCACGAAUUUCAUUCAUUUAAAACAUUCGAAAAAUCAUCUAAAAUUUCUUAAACAAUUGUUUAACUAAGGACUUUGACCUAAUAGCGAUACACACGCUGACGUUACUUAUUGCUAUUACUUUACCGAGAGGAAAUUAUUUUUGUUCUCUUAUUGGACCAAUCUUAGCGUGCUUGAAGACUCGAUAGAUAAUUUGUAUUCCAGAAAAGCUUUAAAGGUUAAGAAACUAAUUGGUUCACUUUCUUUGGCUGCGGUGUAGAUGUUGCAGGUCAAAAUCAAAUUCAGGCUAACUUUUUUAACCUAGGUUAAUUGUCAAUUUCCUUUGUCUCCUAGCCUUAAUUACUCAAAAAUUAGGGCUAGGAGAAUUAAGAAUCAACCAAGAUUAAAAUUUUUUAACCUGAAUGUAAUUUUGACCUGUAACACAGAUAUAAAAAAGAGUAACUAUCAGGCAAAGAUUGAACGUGUGGAAGGAACGUUUCUUUUUUUGUAAAUUUUUUACUGGUCAAAGACAGAAUGGAUAAGUUACUGCCGUUCCACCAAGAGGCAAAAAGGCUGUAAGGUCUGCAUCAAUCCACACACAUGACAAGAGCCACUGUCAGUAAUUUUGGCCUUGGAAAGUUUGCCGCGUGUGUACAGGAUGUGAUGGUUGAUUUUGUUGUGGUUGGUUAAUGUUUGUUGUGCGUGAUACAGAUAUUGUUGAGUUUCUUUUCAAAGUCGUAAUUAUAGUAAUGACAUCAUAAGCAAUACCAAGAAGCGGCCUUUUCUUUCAUUUGGAAUUUCUCAGAAUAACUGCACUUACCAAAACCUUACAUUGUCUAGGUUAGUCGAGGGGAUGAUGACCUCGAGAUAUUUUGUUUUACAGCUAAUAAUUCCCGGUUCAUGGAUCCUCGCAGUGAUUUUUAAUAUUCCAGAAUUUAUCAAGCAAGACUUUGUGGAGGAAAAAAAUCCCAACUAUUGUAUUAACGAUUACGACUGGCAACAAGAAUGGAUGGAAAAAGCCUUUCUAUUGGCAAGAAUUUGCGUUCCUAUGCUUUGCUUUACCCUGAUGAUGGUAUUGUAUUCAAGAGUCAUAUACACUAUGUACUUCAAGCGUGAUGAGUAUACUCAACACACAUGCCGACAACUGGUAUGACUUUAUUGUCCCAUAAAUGUUUUGUGUGGAAGUACCGAGAAAAAAACUUGCAAUUAACUAGAGAAAGUCUUUUAUUUAGGGGUCCCGUUGUCUAAAAGACUGCCCGAGAAUGUGAGAAUAUUUAUACAUUCAAAAGAGUUCUCAAAACACCUACCAACAAAGCAGCACUUGAGAAGGUUUAUCUUAUUAGAGGAACCUGGAUGAACUACAAUAAGGGUCUUGUUAUCUUUGUAUAUUUUUAAUUUUCUUUUAGUCUUAGCUUUUGUAUUAAGUCUUAAUUGCCAGCUUGUAAUUUUAAACUUUACCUUCUUUGCUACUAUAUAGUUGUAUUUCGUUAUAGUUGUAUACAGUAUAUAUAGGUUUAAUUUAAAAUGUAUCUUUUAUCUAUCUAUCUAUUUAUUUAUUUAUUUACUUGAUUAUUAGGCAGGUCCACAUCAUCAGCUUUAAUUAGUUGCCUGUAUUUUCUAACCUGAAGUAUCAAAUAAAUUAUGUGUGUAUGUAUGUGAUUUUAUUAUGGGCUGUUUACAACUAGAGUCAAAGCACCCGUGCCUGAGGGUACUACUGAUUGGCGUUGUGUUUGCAAGGGAGUCCCUGAUAUGCACCUUGCAUUCGUCUUGACGAAAUUUAGCCAGUUUAGAGGCAAAAAACAAAUCGACACUUUAUUUUAGUGUCAAUGUAUUUAGCACGAAAGUACUCAUUGGGGACACUAUUUUUUACGUCUCUUACUGGAGACGGAACCACCAUUUUACGUGGUCAUCAACGCGAAGGUCUAGCCGGUUGCAUUACAAAGGUAGUAACUUCAUUUCUUUAGUCCGGCCCCGGGAAUCGAACCCGAGUCCUCCCGCUCUGCAGUCACACGCUCUACCGACUGAACUAACACUGCAGGAACUAAUGCAGUUGCUUCACUAUAUCUUUACAUUAUCUUAAUUGCUAAUGCCAGCACAGGUUGUAACGUGUUUUUGAGAGAGGGAUACUGAUAGAAACUUUCGACGAUCAAGUGACCAAUAGCUGUCAGCACAGUAAUUUAUAAGUUAACUGUAAUUAUUCAUAACAAUUCUUACAACUUGUGUUACAGAAACUCGUUAUUCGUGGCCCACGUUUUAUCCCAUAUCGUUUUAUAAAUUUGUGCAUACUUUUUACUUACUUUUGUUUGUUUAUUAUUUAUUGACCACGAAACUCUUUUCAAAGCAGGCUAGACGCUUCAAUCGACCAAUUCCGAUAUAUUAAAAUCCAUAAAUGGCUGCGAUGCUUGGUGUCAAGUAUGACUUUUAAUAUAUCGAAAAUGGUCUUUUCAAACCAUUCUUUUUCGUGCUCAUGAGUUUUCGUUUCAUUUUUCUUUACCCAGGCUGUACUGAAAGUGCGUAAGAGAGUCACCCUAAUGGUUCUUAUAGUGACUGUUACAUUUGGAAUAUGCUGGGGUACAGACUACAUACUCCACGUGGUGGAAAUUGUUGCCUCCUACAAAUUCAGCCCGGUAGCGAUCCCCGUGGCUCACGUCAUGCUCAUGUUUAAUGCCGCUGUCAACCCGUUUGCAUAUGCUUUGGUUAACCAAAGGUUUCGAGAGAAGAUGAAGGGAAUCUUAGUCUGCCGCUUACCUUUUUCUUCUGCGAGUGUGCAAACAGCAACAGAAUCGCCUAGCAUUGGGCCGGCCUGGCACGUCACACAGCCAAGAGAGAAUGUCCUUGCACGAGACCCAGCUUGGAGUAAUAUCGAGCUCCAGUCUUAUAGAAACAGUUCUACAAUUAAGCAAUAG
Molecule: messenger RNA, 3228 nt
Organism: Porites evermanni
Lineage: Eukaryota; Metazoa; Cnidaria; Anthozoa; Scleractinia; Poritidae
Source: the annotation of a GenBank genome assembly